Molecule: messenger RNA, 1149 nt
Organism: Miscanthus lutarioriparius
Lineage: Eukaryota; Viridiplantae; Streptophyta; Magnoliopsida; Poales; Poaceae
Source: the annotation of a GenBank genome assembly
AUGGGAGCAUAUGCGAUGACUGGUAUGCAGAUGAUGGCACAGCGCCCUUGCAUCCCAGCCUGCAGGCAAAUGCUUGGGUCGACAUCAGCACUAUCUGCAUUUGGAAGGGCAAUUUGUACCAGAACUGGCUUUGCCAGCUCUUCUAAAGCCACAUCAGCAGGACCACUGGUUUCUUCAAAUUGCAAGAGGGUUGUGAGGGCAAUGUCGCAGAGAGGUGCCCAAGGACUUCCCAUUGAUCUUACAGGUAAAAGAGCAUUUAUUGCUGGAGUUGCUGAUGAUAAUGGUUAUGGUUGGGCAAUUGCUAAGGUUCUUGCUGCCGCUGGUGCUGAGAUUCUUGUCGGUACAUGGGUGCCUGCGUUGAACAUAUUUGAGACAAGCUUGAGACGUGGAAAGUUUGAUGAAUCACGGAAGCUACCUGAUGGAUCUCUUAUGGAGAUUGCUAAAGUAUAUCCACUGGACGCAGUUUAUGACACCCCUGAGGAUGUUCCUGAAGAUGUUAAAGCAAACAAAAGAUAUGCUGGAGCUUCAAACUGGACCGUUAAGGAAGUUGCUGAGACUAUAAAGAAUGAUUUUGGUAGCAUUGACAUCCUUGUACAUUCUCUCGCCAAUGGUCCUGAGGUAACAAAGCCACUGAUGGAGACAUCAAGGAGAGGAUACCUUGCUGCAAUUUCAGCAUCUAGUUAUUCUUAUGUUUCUUUACUUCAACACUUUCUUCCCAUAAUGAAUCCAGGAGGUGCUAGUAUCUCUUUGACCUACAUAGCUUCUGAAAGGACAAUUCCUGGAUAUGGUGGUGGUAUGAGUUCAGCAAAAGCAGCACUUGAGAGUGAUACAAGAUUACACACUUUUCUUGAGAGUCCAAUGGUUCUUGCUUAUGAAGCAGGUCGAAAAGGCAAAAUCAGAGUGAACACCAUAUCAGCAGGUCCAUUGGGAAGCCGAGCAGCAAAAGCCAUUGGAUUUAUCGAGAAGAUGAUAGAUUAUUCUUAUGUCAAUGCACCACUGCAAAAGGAACUAUUGGCAGAUGAAGUGGGGAACACGGCAGCAUUCCUCGCGUCUCCUUUGGCAUCAGCAAUCACUGGUUCAACUAUUUACGUUGACAAUGGUCUCAACACAAUGGGACUUGCACUUGACAGCCCUACUUUAUCCACAUGA